GAAUCGAUCAUCAACGUGAUUUUUCGUUGUUGUUUUUUUAUAUAUCAAAUCCAUUCUGGAUUAAUAAAUUACACAAGUAACACCAUCUUUUGUACGGGAAAAAAUGAAUUGAUUUUUUUUGUUGUUGUUGUUGCAAAAUUGAAAAAGAAAAUUGGAUGGCAGCAUUCGUGACGACGAUGAUGAUGAUGAUGAAUCAAACGGAGUUCUUAUUUUGAUUCAUUUAAUCUGUAUUUAAAAUUGACAACGACGAUGGAAUGUUGUAAUCACACACACACACACAUUAACAUACGAAACAAGACGGCAUAUAUGAAAUGAAUAAAAUUAACAAUAUCAUCAUCAUUUGAAUAUUGGGUGGUUGAGAUGAUUGUCGUCAAUGUGCUGCUCUGGUGGCUCUGCUUUAACUAUAUCGACUAAUGGCUGAUUUAUUUUUCUAACUUUAAUCUUUGUUGUGUUAUUAAACAUUAUUUUUUUUAUUAUUAUUAUUGCCAUUAGAAUCUACGCUUACAAAUUACAUUUAUUCUAAAAAAAAUAAUUCAUUCAUUUCUUACAAAUAGGAAAUUCGUCGAAUUUGAAUAAAUGACUAUAAAUUAAUUCGAUUUAGAUUUUGGAUUUUGAUGUUUUAUAUAUUAAAAAAAUUAUGAAUGCCAAUGUCAUCACACAAAAUGGUCCAGAUUCCGGCGACAUUCAAUAUGAAUCACUAUGUAUACUACAUUUUAAUGAUUGUUAUAAUGUUGAACCUUGUGAUAAAGAACCUGUUGGUGGUGCAGCCCGUUUUGUCAACGCAUUACAUCAAUUCGAUCAUCUUGAUCCAUUGAUAUUAUUUAGUGGUGAUAUUAUUGCUCCAAGUAUCAUGAGCUCAUUUACUAAAGGUGAACAAAUGUUACCAGUUUUGGAACGAUGCAAUGUUCAUUGUGCUUUAUUCGGCAAUCAUGAAUUCGAUUUUGGUCUCGAUUGUCUAUUGGCGUUUGUUGCACGAACAAAUUUUCCAUGGUUAAUGAGUAAUGUGAUCGAUAAGAAUACUGGUUUACCACUUGGUGGUGGAAAAAUUACUCACAUUAUUGAAAAAGGAGAUCUGAAAAUUGGACUUAUAGGAUUAAUCGAAGAAGAAUGGCUAUCAACACUCGUGCUAGACGAAGAUGAUAUCAAAUAUACGGAUUUUGUUCCCGAAGGUCGUCGAUUAGCCAAAACUCUUAAGGAAGAGAAUGGUGUUCAUUUUGUGAUUGCAUUGACACAUAUGAGAACUCAUAACGAUAUACGUUUAGCUGAACAGGUUGAAGAAGUCGACCUAAUACUUGGUGGACACGAUCAUGUUUACGAAAUUCGCAAAGUCAAUGGAAAAUUAGUAAUUAAAAGUGGUACAGAUUUUCGACAAUUCAGCAAAUUAACUCUGGUUUAUGAUCAUGGAAACCAUAAAAUUCGUGAUAUUCAAGUUGAUGAGAUAAACAUCACGUCAGAUAUCGGUGAAGAUCCGUAUCUAAUUGCCGAGUUGAAUAAAUUCAAAACUGUCCUUGAGGAAAAAAUGGAAAACACUGUUGCAAUACUUGACUGUGAUCUUGAUGGUCGAUUUUCCAGUGUACGAACCAAAGAAACAAACCUAGGAAAUUUAAUAACCGAUGUGAUGCUUUACGCUGUGCCUGAUGCAGAUUUUGCAUUACUCAAUUCUGGAACAUUACGAAGUGAUCGAAUCCAUCCUAAAGGAGCAUUAAAAAUGCGUGAUCUGGUCAACAUUUUACCAUAUAUGGAAUCCUUAUUGGUUAUAAAUAUUGAUGGACGUCAAACAUAUCGAGCUUUAGAAAAUGGCGUUUCUCAAUUUCCUAAAUUCGAAGGUCGUUUUCCUCAAGUGUCUGGUAUAAGCUUUAAAUUUGAUCCAUCAAAACCAUCUGGAUCUCGUGUUGAUAUCAACAGUAUAAUGAUACAAGGAGAGCCACUUGUUGAAGAUAAAAUAUAUAAAAUGGUAACCAAAGAAUUUAUUGUACAAGGCAAAGAUGGAUAUGAAGUAUUGAAAGAAUGUUCAAUAUAUAAAAAUACUGAACAAUGUUUGACACUACUUCAAGCUGUCAAUGAAUAUCUAGAAACAUAUAAAUUAAUACAAGCAUUGAAUGAUAAUUCAAUCAUUUCGAAUGGAAAGAAAAAUUCUAUUCGCCGUAAUUCAUUGAAAAUAAUCCUGCCACAAGCUGCUGCCAAUCUAAAAAAUUCUAAUGACUAUGUUUGCCAUUUAAAUCCUCAGAUGGAAAACAGAAUUAUUAUCUAAAAUGAUUAUCAUCUCAAUCUCAAUUAUAUUCAUUUGUUGUUAUAAAUUACAAAUUUUUUU
Molecule: messenger RNA, 2311 nt
Organism: Dermatophagoides farinae (American house dust mite)
Lineage: Eukaryota; Metazoa; Arthropoda; Arachnida; Sarcoptiformes; Pyroglyphidae
Product: mannosylglucosyl-3-phosphoglycerate phosphatase
Biological process (GO): mitochondrial electron transport, cytochrome c to oxygen; nucleotide catabolic process
Cellular component (GO): respiratory chain complex IV
Molecular function (GO): hydrolase activity
Source: RefSeq, a predicted model, not a curated record